Messenger RNA from Histoplasma capsulatum G186AR, 1061 nucleotides. Its product is annotated as 60S ribosomal protein L6. The record is from RefSeq and is a predicted model, not a curated record. The transcript has 3 exons. Gene Ontology annotation, biological process: ribosomal large subunit assembly; cytoplasmic translation. Gene Ontology annotation, cellular component: ribosome; cytosolic large ribosomal subunit. NCBI's taxonomy places the organism in Eukaryota, Fungi, Ascomycota, Eurotiomycetes, Onygenales, Ajellomycetaceae. Gene Ontology annotation, molecular function: RNA binding; structural constituent of ribosome. The coding region runs from base 80 to 694 and encodes 204 amino acids.
ACUCAACGACCAUCGACAACUUGGAUCUCCUCCAACUCUCAAUUUCCUUCUUUUCCAUAUCUUCGUCACAUUAUCCAAUAUGUCGGCGACUUUGGACUCAAAGUCUGUUGGCCAGACGAAGAAGUUUGGAAAGGGCGAGAGGACCAUUCCCGCCCAAAAGGCACAAAAGUGGUAUCCCACCGAGGAUGAAUGCCAACCGAAGAAAGUUCGCAAGACAAACCACCCUGCUAAGCCCCGGCCCAGUCUUCAACCCGGCACAAUCCUCAUCCUCCUCGCUGGUCGUUUUCGUGGCAAGCGCGUCAUCCUCCUCAAGCACCUCCCACAGGGUGUUCUCCUCGUUACUGGUCCUUUCAAACUAAAUGGUGUUCCUCUCAGAAGAGUAAACGCCAGAUACGUCAUUGCCACGAGCGCAAAGGUUGAUCUCAAGGGCAUUGACGAUAAGGUUUUAGAAAAAGCUGCCGAAUCUGACUACUUCAACCGGGAGAAGAAGGCAGAGAAAAAGGGAGAGGAAGCGUUCUUCAAGCAGGGAGAAAAGCCCGAGAAGAAGAAAGUCGCCACCGCCCGUGCCAAUGACCAAAAGGCUAUUGACCAACCCCUUUUGGCCACUAUCAAAAAGGAGCAGUUCCUUGCCAGUUACCUUUCCUCCAGCUUCAGUCUACGGAAGGGCGACAAGCCUCACGAGAUGAAGUGGUAAUCUGGUGCGUUGUCAAACGAGGAAAUGGAAAUAGAAAGAAAUUGGCGGCGUGUUUUUUUUCUUUUUUCACUCUGUUUUUGUCUGUUUUCAUGUGUGGGCUUUGUUUGGGGAAACAUUUUGCUCUUCGGAAGCAAUUAAAAAAAAGGGAAAAAAAUAUUAAAAAUUUACACCAAGCCUUUCCAAAGGUUCCUUUUCAAUGAGAUAAUGUACAAUCCCAUGGCUAUGGCGACUCUUCUCACAAUUAAUUUGAUGGUUUCAUCAAAAUCCCUUUAUUCCAUUUGGUGAACCCCCACACGCCCUCUUUUUUUAUUCUGCAAAGGCAUUCCUUAGCACACGCCGCUUGCAAUGCAAUACCUUUAUCCGAAGC